This is a messenger RNA of Cladophialophora psammophila CBS 110553, 834 nucleotides long. RefSeq lists its product as uncharacterized. The record is from RefSeq and is a predicted model, not a curated record. The transcript has a single exon. The coding region runs from base 1 to 834 and encodes 277 amino acids. Lineage: Eukaryota; Fungi; Ascomycota; Eurotiomycetes; Chaetothyriales; Herpotrichiellaceae.
AUGGCUGACCCUAGGCAAACAGCGCAUGACGUGCUCCAGGAUGCCCUCGCUUUCGGAUCGGUGCAAGAUUCUGCGGAAAUGGUACGCGCUCGAAAUCCCGGUGAUGUUGUAGAUUACGACGGCGACGACGACGGCGACGAGGCCUGGCGCCUCUGGGAUAGGCCUGCUCCGACUUCCUCUCCUGAAGCUAACCUGACUUCUUCGGAAGAUUUGCGAGUCUCAGAUGAGGAGGAUUACGAUGGCGAGGCCGCAUGGGCCCAACACCAACUCUAUUUCGCCCAGCAGGCUCGUCUCAUCGGCUUCAAUAACGGUGCCUCUGGCAACAAUGAUGACGUUCCCAUGUUCUCUGCUGACUGCUUCGCAGUGGACGGUGGCGCCGAUGCUGUUGUUGGUGUCCAUGAGGGUAAUGAAGAAGAAGGUGAGGAUGCCCCACAAGUCACACCCUGGCGCGGGAGUCCGCCUCCACCACCACGCCGAUAUCGUAAGUCAGUGAUACCCGCCCGUCAGUCCCUGCUUAUCUUUGCUUUACAAAACUCGCGCAAACAGCGCGAGAAGAUGCACCUCAAGCACAGAAACGACAAGCGCGCCGAAGCUGCUAAACUCAAGCUGCAAACACUGUUGGAGGACCGAGUCCUGGGGCCGCAUCGGACUACCUCAAUGGGCCUGGCUCUGCAAAAGGGCGAGAACAAUCGAGUGCACGGUAGUGGCGAUCGCGACUGCGUGAUGAAGGACACGUAUGACUAUCGAGCGCUUGCGGUCGCUCAGGCGCGCCGGGAGCGGUCGAAAAUGGAAGAGGCUCUUUCAGAGAUGGGCGAAGGAGUGUAUGAGUUGUGA